Molecule: messenger RNA, 1070 nt
Organism: Tarenaya hassleriana
Lineage: Eukaryota; Viridiplantae; Streptophyta; Magnoliopsida; Brassicales; Cleomaceae
Exons: 3
Coding region: 166-837 (223 amino acids)
Cellular component (GO): endosome; trans-Golgi network
Source: RefSeq, a predicted model, not a curated record
GUUUCGGCAUUAAUCAACAAAUUAACUUUCUAUGCGUUGGUUCAAAAGGAAUGGAAAAUAAAUGGAACAACGCAGGAAACGUACAUAACGCAGAGCAAAAGACAAACUGAAGAAUAGAGCGAGACAAAAGAGAAUGUCUUGAAGAGGAUAAGACGGAUUCCGAACAUGGCGAACCCUAGAAGAGGUCUGAUCGAGAACCAGAGCCUGUCAUCUCUGAUUCAUCUAUUGAAGAAGCCUCAAGCGUUUCCUCUUCUCCUCACCUUGUUCGUGUUGCUCACCUGGAUCUCUCUCAGGUUGCAGCACUCCUCGCAUUACGCGUCUCCUUCUUCCCAUCGGAAAUCGACCGUGCAAAGUAACUCCAACGGCGGCGGAAUCGCCGGCGACGAAGACAACAAGGCCAAUCUGGUCCGGUUUGCGUCUUCGUCGACCUCCCCCAUUCGAAAAGACGAUCGGGGCUGGUUGCUUAAUCCCGUUUCCCUUGCUCGUAACUCUGGGAUCAAGGGAGGAGCUGGCUCGUGUGCUUCUAUUCAUGUCGGUGAGAUCCGGCCUGGUGAAAUGAGGGGAAACCAUAGACACUAUACCUGUAACGAGACUUUUGUCAUCUGGGGAGCUAAGACAAAAUUCAGGCUGGAGAAUCAUAAGGUGGAUAAAGGCUUUGGAGAAGUGAUAAUCGGUGAGGACGAAGUAGCUGUUGCAGCUAGUCCGAGUGGAACUGCCCACGCUCUGAUCAACGUCGACCCUUUGCGUAGCACUUUCAUUAUCGGUUGCCAAGACAGUGAUAUGCAAUACAACAGCUCAACUACAGACUUCAAUGUCUGGAAAGAUCUGCAGACAUAAAAAGAGCCAGGUUAGUUCCGUGGAGUGAAUUGGCCGUGGUUACAUUGGUAUCUUCUUCUUCCUCGAAAGAGCCUCUGCUUGUUUCGUUUUUCGAGUAUGGAGGGACUCAACUAGUCAACUCUUGUGUAUAUAAAUAGGUUUUUCCGGGGUCACUGAAAAUAUGAUUCGGGUUUGGCUUUGAUCGAGUUAGUGUAGACGGGUCUCCUGCCAUAUGAACAAUGAAUUCAAGCUUA